This is a messenger RNA of Onthophagus taurus, 3068 nucleotides long. RefSeq names its product ankyrin-3-like. Lineage: Eukaryota; Metazoa; Arthropoda; Insecta; Coleoptera; Scarabaeidae. The record is from RefSeq and is a predicted model, not a curated record. Gene Ontology annotation, molecular function: protein binding.
UUUCAAACUAUAACAAUUAUAUUUUUCUAACUUAAAGGUGACUUAAAAUGAGUGAAAACGGUGAUAGUAGCUUCAUAGACAGCACAAUUGCAGAUUUAUUUGAUAAUGACCCGCACCUAUCUUCGAUAACAGAAUCAUCUUUAUACCGAGCUAUUCGUGAUGAUGUCGUUGAUGAGAUCAAAAAUUACUUCAAUGGGGAUUAUCGCAAAAUAAUUUUGGAAAAUACUUUUGGUGAUGUGACUUGCGUACAUUUAGCUGCUCGCUAUGGAAGUUUAAAUUCGUUAAAAUAUUUAUUAUCUCUAAGCAAAUCUAUAGUUAACAUUCGAAGUCGAUUUGGAGAAACUCCAUUAAUGUACUCUCUCAGGUACAAAGCUUCCUUCGAAAUAAUAUUUUGUUUACUCCAACAUAAUUGUGACGUAACAAUUAUCGAUAACAAUGGCAAUUCUGCCUUGCAUUUGAUUACAAAUGAUACCAAAAAUUUCGCUCAAUUGUUGAUUGAAAAUGGUGCUAACGUAAAUGUUAAAAAUAAGGCGGGAAUAACACCCUUACAUAAAGCAGGUAACGUACAAUCUAAUCUUGAAACCAUUAGAUUGCUAAUCGAAAAGGGCGCCUUUAUUAACGAAGUGGACAAUUAUGGGCAAACUCCCCUACACAUUGCCAGUUAUAAUAAUAAUAUUGAAUUGGCCAAGUUACUAAUCAAAAUGGGAGCUCAAAUGAACAUGAGAAAUAAUAAGGGAGAUACAGUUUUACACGUAGCCACUGAAAGAAAACACAUUGAAUUAUGUCGAUUACUAGUAUUGUACAUUGAUGUUGAGGGUAAAAAUAAUAAGGGAGAAACGGCUUUACAUAUUGCUGCAAAAAGGGCAGAUCUAGAAAUCAGUAAAUUAUUAACCGACUAUCGAGCGGAUGUAAACGCCAAGACUAAUGAAAAUGUAACACCUUUACAUAAUGCCAGCAACACUACGAAUAAAGAAUUGGUUCAAUUUUUAAUAGAAUCUUAUGCGGAAGUAAAUGCUAAGGAUAUUAAUAAACAAACGCCCUUACACAUUGCUACCGAAGGAACAAACAUAGAAAUCGGUAAAUUGCUAAUGCGAAAUGGCGCUCUUCUUAACGUUAAGAAUAAUGAAGGUUUAACACCUUUAUGCAUUGCCAUUAAGAAGAGUGUAAACGAGUUUUGCACCGAACAAACGAUUCUAGAAUUUAUCCGGUUGUUAAUUGAUAUGGGAGCGAAUGUUCAUGAUAAAAAUAAUAAAGGAGUAACCCCUUUACAUAUUGCUGCCGAAACAAUAAAUUUUAAGAUCGCAAAACUUUUAAUUAUGAACAUGGCCGAUAUUAAUGCUAAAAAUAAUGAGGGUGAAACACCUUUACACAUUGCUGCUGUGAACAGGAAAAACAUUGAGUUAAUCCAAUUGCUAUUCAAAUAUGAUUUACAUGUUAACGAAAAAAAUAACGAAGGAAAAACAGCUUUACAUAUUUCUGUAGAAAGAAAACACCUUGAAAUCGCUCAACUUUUAAUUGAAAAUAAAGCAAAUGUUAAAGCUACGAGCAAUGAGGGAGUAACGCCUUUACACUUUGCCGCGAACAGCACAGAUCUUGGUUUGGCUCAAUUAUUAAUCAAAAAUUCGGCAAAUGUUAACGCUAAAGACAAUGAAGGAAGCACUCCCUUACAUUAUGCUACUGAAAAGGGAAAUCUCGAAUUAAGUGGGUUACUAAUCGAAAAUAAGGCGGAUAUUAACGCCAAAAAUUAUAACGCAGUAACACCUUUACAUUUAGCCGCAAGUAAUAGACAUAUUGAAUUAGGUACAUUGCUAAUCGAGAGAGGGGCGGAUGUUAAUGCUAAAAGUAAUGAUGGAUUAACACCUUUAUAUUUUGCUACUAUUAGUAAAAACGUUGAAUUGGCUAAAUUACUAAUCGAAAAAAAAGCGAAUCAUAUAGUUGAUAACAAAGGAAAAACGGCUCUGCACAUUGCCGCAGAAACAGCAAGUAAUGAAGUUGGUCAACUGCUAGUCGAAUACGGAGAUGUUAACAUUAGGUGUAAUGAAGGUUCAACGCCGCUACACUUUGUUGCUAUCAGUGGAAACAUUCAGCUAGGUCGAUUAUUACUCAAAAAUGCCGCUAAUGUUGACGUUAAAAAUAAUAAGGGAGAAACGCCAUUACAUUUUGCAGCUGUAAGAAACAGUUUAGAAAUGAGUCAGUUACUAAUUGAAUAUGGGGCGAAUGUUAAUGCUCAGUCGAAUGAGGGUGAAACGCCUUUACACCAUGCCACUAAAAGAAUAAACAUUGAACUUGUACAAUUGUUAAUUAAAAAAAAGGCGAUUAUUGACGUCAAGGAUAUUAACCAUAGGACGUCAUUACACAUUGCCGCUGAAAUUGGAAACGUUAAAAUCGGUCAAUUGUUAAUCGAAAAUGGAGCGGAUGUUCAUGCUAAAACUAAUAAAGGCAGAACACCUUUACAUUUUGCCACUAAUAGUAACAACAUUGAUAUUGGGCGAUUGUUAAUCGAAAAUGGUGCGGAUGUUAACGAUGAGGAUUACGAGGGUACAUCGCCUUUACACGACUCCGUUAAUAAUAAAAACACUGCAAUGAUUCAAUUGCUAAUCGAAAAAAAUGCGAAUUGUAAUAUUAAAAAUCAUAAAGGAAAAACUCCCUUACAUAUAGCUGUUGAAAAAGCAAGUCGUGAAAUCAUCGAAGAUAACGUAUUAGUUGAGUCGGCUCGAUUAUUAAUUGAAAAUGGGGCAAUUGUCAACACUAAAAGUAAUGGGGGUUUAACACCCUUACACAUUGCUACCAAAGGUGCCAAUGAUGACAUGAUUAAAAUGUUAAUCAAAGAAGGAGCGAAUGUUGAUGAUCAAAACAAUAUGGGAGAAACGGCAUUACACCUUGCUGUUAGAAUCAUAAACAAUGAAGGAGUCGGUCAAUUACUUAUCGAAAAUUCGUCCGAUGUUAAUGUUAGGAAUAAUAAGGGAUUAACACCUUUAGACAUUGCUAGUUACUGUGGAAAUUAUGAAGUAAUGUAUUUGCUUCAGCAAAANUAUUAUUGGGUUCGACCUGUUUCUGUACCCACAUGA